Messenger RNA from Acanthoscelides obtectus, 250 nucleotides. The record is from the annotation of a GenBank genome assembly. Lineage: Eukaryota; Metazoa; Arthropoda; Insecta; Coleoptera; Chrysomelidae.
CGAGCAGCUGCUCGCAUAUAUCGGGAGUAUGUGGUUAGAAGAGGUGGACCACAACCGGCGGUAUAUUCCGACUACCGUGUUUUUCUACGCGUCCAUAAUGCUUACCAGAGCCAUUGCCCGAAGCAGAAACAUAUCCCAUAGUUCAGUGCACUACGCUCGAAGAACAUGCAUCCUUACCAUGUACAAAAAGUACAAGAAUUGCUUCCAAACCACUAUGCACAACGGGUUGAAUUUUGUGAUAAUAUGUUGA